GAGCGAGAGAAAGGGAGAGAGGGAGGUGGUUCAGUCCCUCCGUGGUGUGUCGGCCGCAGGGAGCAGCAGAUCAGCGCAUUGUGCAGGACCAGGCACGAUUGAGCUCAACCUUCAGCGGAACAAAUGACAAGGAAAACUAUUCUUUGGUGUGGAGUAAUUCACGGGAGACGCGCGCCAUCGAAGCGAGAAGCUCGGUAAAAGCGUCACCGGACCUCUUUGACGCGGAUAGGGACGUUCGCUGACUGUGCUACAACGCCACCGAAUGGUCCCCGUUUACUCCGCCGCAGAGCGUGCUGGCUUAGAGAAAGAAACCACGAUGCACAUAAAACUCAUCCGCUUGGCAACCACACCGACUUCCGGUCUGUAGAGGAAGAGGCUGUGCCAGGAUGUCCUCUCAUCCCCAGUCUGUGCCACCGGGCCGGAGGACCAUGGACACACGGCACCUGCCAAACCCUGCCACCUUACCCUUGCAGCUCCAGCGGGCACACACAGAAGUUGGAAUGGUGGACUACCACUCCCAUCAUGUGAGGGACUACAGCUCGCACUUGGCUCAGCCUCAUCGCCGUCGGCCCUCCUUGCUUUCCGAGUUCCAACCUGGAAAUGAGAGAGGACAAGAGCAACAUAUCCGCUAUGAACACAUCUACUUACCGGAGCCUAGUAGCCAUUCAGAGAUGGAGUUUGGAGAGAUCAAACGGCCUCGUUUGGAGAUGGGGCCAGAUUCUCUGAUUAGACCCUCAUCUCAUCGGCCACAGUUGCCUCUUGGAGGACCUGAGGAUCUUGUUAAGGAUCGUGGAAAUGCCAUGGGGAAGCUCGAGCCAAUCUCCCCCGUGAGCCCUGUACACAUGGAUCCUGAUUUGGAUCUGGUGCCAGCCCGUUUUUCCAAGGAAGAACUGAUCCAGAACAUGGACCGUGUUGACAGGGAGAUCACUAUGGUGGAACAGCAGAUCUGCAAGCUUCGCAAAAAACAGCAACAGCUGGAGGAGGAGGCUGCCAAACCUCACGAGCCUGAGCGGCCUAUGUCCCCUCCACCCAGCGAGGCAAAGCACCGCAGCUUGGUGCAGAUCAUCUAUGAUGAGAACAGGAAAAAAGCAGAAGAGGCACACAGGAUACUGGAGGGACUUGGACCAAGGGUAGAACUGCCACUGUACAAUCAGCCUUCUGAUACCAAGCAGUACCAUGAGAACAUCAAAAUAAACCAGGCGAUGAGGAAAAAACUCAUCUUAUACUUCAAGAGAAGAAAUCAUGCUCGUAAGCAAUGGGAGCAGAAAUUCUGCCAGCGUUACGACCAACUGAUGGAAGCCUGGGAGAAGAAGGUUGAGCGCAUUGAAAACAAUCCUCGGCGCCGAGCCAAGGAAAGCAAGGUGCGGGAGUACUAUGAGAAACAGUUCCCAGAGAUUCGUAAGCAGAGAGAGAUGCAGGAACGAAUUCAGAGCCGCGUUGGGCAGCGAGGAGGUGGAUUGAGCUCUUCUGCAGCUCGCAGCGAACACGAAGUCUCCGAGAUCAUUGACGGAAUAUCAGAGCAUGAGAACACAGAGAAGCAAAUGCGACAGCUGGCAGUUAUCCCACCAAUGCUGUUUGAUGCUGAGCAGCAACGUAUCAAGUUCAUCAACAUGAAUGGAUUGAUGGAUGACCCCAUGAAGGUGUACAAGGACCGGCAGGUCAUGAACAUGUGGAGCGAGCAAGAGAAGGACACUUUCAGAGAGAAAUUCAUCCAACACCCUAAAAAUUUUGGUCUAAUUGCAUCUUUUCUAGAAAGAAAGACGGUGGCAGAAUGCGUGCUCUUUUAUUAUUUGACCAAAAAGAAUGAGAACUAUAAGAACAUAGUGCGGAGAAACUACAGACGGCGAGGAAGAAGCCAGCAUGGCCAGCAACAGCAGCAGCAACAGCACCAGCAGCAGCAACAGCAGCAGCAACAGCAGCAGCAGCAACAAGUCAAUCGAAACAGCCAGGAAGACAAAGAAAAGGAGGAGAAAGACAAGGAAGGAGAGAGGGAGGAGGAUAAACCAGAGGCUGAAGACAAGGAAGAUGGAAUUAAAGAUGAAACCUCUGGGGAAGAUGCAGAGGACAAAGAGCCUGCAGUGGCUGUCAAGGGUCGACGAACAGCCAACAGCCAGGGGCGCCGUAAGGGCCGCAUCACCCGCUCAAUGACCAGUGAGGUGGAGGAGACGACCACACCGCCUGUCAACAAUGAGCUCGCCAAUCUAGAAAUGAAUGAGAGUUCCCGCUGGACCGAAGAAGAGAUGGAAACUGCCAAAAAAGGUCUUCUUCAGUAUGGUAGGAACUGGUCUGCCAUUGCCAAGAUGGUGGGAUCAAAAACUGUGUCACAGUGUAAGAAUUUCUAUUUCAACUACAAGAAGAGGCAAAAACUGGAUGAGAUUUUGCAGCAACAUAAAAUGAAAUCGGAAAAGGAGCGAAAGGCUCGCCGCAGGGGUAAAGCCCUUCAAAAUGAAGAGACCACUGCCCAGUUCACUGCAGAGGAAGAAGAGUUGGAAGGCUCUGGGGCUAGUGGCAAUGAAGAGGAGGCACCUGAAGAUGGAGAAGGUGGUGCCAACAACAGCUCGGACACAGAGAGUUUGCCAUCACCACAUUCAGCUGAUGAUACCAAGGCCAAGGAAGAGGGUUCGAAUAAGUCAAAGGCUGGCGGUAAUACUGGGGAGAAAGAGGUAGCUGGAGCAGACGCAGAGCAGGCUGCAGAUGGGAAACCUCCCGUAAAAGAAGAUGCAGAAGUCUCCAUCAAGCAGGAGAUAAAGACCGAAACAGGGGAGCCAAACAAGGAGCUGACCCACCCAUCACCCAGUGGUGAUGCCACAGACAAGAAACCUUCUACAGCGGAGGCUGACGAUGUCAAGACGUGUCCCAAGAGCUCAAAGAAGGACCAUGGGGCCAAAGUAGGCUCCCAUGGGGACAGCGACUCCAGUGCCACUUGCAGUGCUGAUGAAGUGGAAGAGUCAGACAACACCGAAAAGAACAGAAUGACUUCUCCCCGUCCAAGCCUACUGAACUACACUCAUGAUGGGGUCAUCUCAUCCCCUCUGCAAAAGCCCAUGGACCUGAAACAGCUCAAACAGCGGGCUGCUGCCAUACCAUCGAUUAUACCAGAAGCGUCAGUCCAAGGCAGUCAGUGGAGUGGGGGCACCAAAACAGUACUGCCCCCCCAUGCUUUGGCACUGUACCAGCAGCAGAUCACCAUGGCUCAUGGGGAGUCGUCUCAGGAGGUCAAACAACCGCAGCAGCUUUCAGGCCAGCCAGGCAAACAGCAGCCUUAUUCCCAGCAAACAGAAAGAGACAGGGAGCCUCCCCAUAGCAGCAGCCCUCGCAUCCGCCCACGCAGCCCGUCCACUGGUGACAAGGAUGAAAAGUCGCAGGCUUACUCUUCACAUGGUGAAGUCAAGAGGCCCGCACUGGGCCCGGAUGACCUAAGGUCCACUAACUUGGGUCGGACAGUUUUGUCCCCGUUUCCCAUGUCCCCAAGAGACAUGACCAAGAUCAGUCACGACCAGCACCUGCUCCAAUUCAACUCAUUCCAGCAAGUGGGCCACCCAGUACUUCCUGGUUUGCAACAGGAUAGUGCCAGGCAGGCAGCAGUGAGACCCCUCAUUAUGCCAGAACCACCACCUCUCAUUUCCUCAACCAAACCAGGGGGCUCUAUCACACAGGGCACUCCUGUACAGUUGCACGGCCCAGCUCACGGGUUCGAACAUGGAAAAAUGCCUUCUCCUCAAAUGAGUUUGUCAUGGAUUGAUCAGAGAAAAGUUGGUGGUCCAUUCCCUGUGGUAAAGCAAGAGCAGUUAUCCCCCCGCAGCUCUUCCUUGCAAGCUGACAACCUAUCGACCCAAGGCACAGCUCAUGAUGGUGGAAGAGCUGUUCAAGGAGGUAGUAUCACGAAGGGCAUCCCAGGGACCAGAAUGCAUCCAGAUUCCUCAAUCUCUUUCAGAGGCGGCUCCAUUACUCAGGGGACACCGGCUGAUGUGCUGUACAAGGGAACUAUAACCCGUCUGAUCACAGAGGACAGUGCUAGCCGUGCUGACAGGGAACGGGACGACGCCUUGUCGAAAGGUCAUGUGGUCUAUGAGGGAAUAAGUGGGCACAUCCUCACAUAUGACCGUCCAGUUUCUCAAACCUCGAAAGAUGAGGGGAGAGGGCCAAGCCAACCUGGUGAAAUUCUUGGAGUAAAGCGUCCUUAUGAUGUCAUGGAGGGAGGCAUCUCCCGAGGUCUGCCAAUGAGGGAUUCACUGUCUGCCUCCAAUUGUGAAGGUCUUAUUGGUCGAGCCAUGCCUCAUGACAGGGACAGUCCACACCACACACCUUAUAAAGAUGCUCACCACAUCCGCGGUUCCAUCUCCCAAGGUAUACCACGUCAUUUGGACCCUCAGGAUAGCUAUUUGAGAAGGGAGGCAAAGCAAAUGAAAAGAGAGAACUCUCCGCCACGUGGGGCCCCGUCGCUGUCGGACCCAAUGAAGAGCAGAGACACUAUGGUGCCCACAGUAAAGGAGGCUGGACGCUCCAUCCACCUCAUUCCCAGGGAGGAGCUCAGACAAACAGCCAAGGAGGGCAUUAUAACACCGGGAACACCCAUGAAGCAGGAAGCUGCUGGCUCAGGUAAACGACAUGAUGUUCGCUCCAUCAUAGCCAGUUCACCACGUUCCUACCAUAACGCACCCCCUCAUCUGGAGAUGCGGGCUGAGAGGGGACGAUAUGAAGAGGCACCCAAAGGACGCCCGAGUGCAGUGGUCAGCACCGCUAGCCCAAUAGCACGCUCUUCUCCCCUGACACUCGCUUCAGAGCAGGGAGCUAAAUCCCAUCAUAGCCCUGUAGGCUACGAGGACAAAGGCACCUUAAGAAACCCCUACCCUGGACCAUCACACCGUUGCUCACCUCUCUCAAGGGAGGCGAGUCAAAGGCAACAUGAUGGCUGCAGUAAGAAAGAACCCCAGGAGCGUAAAGCCACACCGACCCCAAGGGAAAUGAGUUCUACCAAAUCCCCUCUCCCAGGGGUUCCUGACCAACAGACAUAUGAGCGUCUGUUGCAGGGGCUUGGAGCUGAUGUUUACAGACAAAUUCCUUUGGCCUUUGAUCCUGCAGCUUUGCCUCGCGGCAUCCCCAUUGACCCAGCCUACUACUUGCCUCGCCAUCUGGCCCCCAACCCUGCAUACCCACAUCCCUAUCCCUACCUCAUCCGGGGCUUUCCAGACACAGCGGCCCUCGAGAACCGUCAGACGUUGCUCAAUGACUACAUUACUUCCCAGCAAAUGCACCAGUGGCCUGCAGCAGCUGCUAUGGCUGCCCAGCGCUCAGACAUGCUAAGGGGCCUUACACCACGAGAUCAGCCCCUUCCUCUGCCUUACUCUGCAGCCCCUCGUGGAAUCAUUGAUCUAUCUCAGGUGCCGCACUUACCUGUCCUGGUCCCUCCCUCUGCAGGGACAGCCAGCUCGCCAAUGGAUCGUAUCACCUACAUCCCAGGGGGAAGCACCACCUUCCCCGGCAGGCCUUACACCACUCCCCCAAUCUCACCCGUUGGCUCCUCGCACAUGAAUAAGAUGCAAGGCGCAGCUUCCUCUUCAGAACGGGAGCGUGAAAGAGAACGUGAUCGUGACAGAGACAGGGAGCGGGAGAGAGACCGGGAGCGGGAGAGAGAGCGCGAGCGUGAACGGGAACGGGAACGAGAACGAGAGAGGGAUCGAGACAGGGACAGAGAACGGGAUAGAGAAAAGGGUGGAGCAAACGUGGAGCAUGCCCCCAUUUGGCGACCAGGUACGGAACACAGCUUAGCAAGCAGUAGCGGUGUGAGACCUUCUUCCCAGCCAUACAGCCACCAGCAUUCCCCAGUGUCCCCUCGCACCCAAGACAAUGUGCAGCAAAGGCCAAGCGUCCUGCACAAUACCGGAAGCAAGAAUGUCUCUGCCGAACACUCCAGUUCCUCCGUGUUACGAUCCAUACCCUCAGGAGCUUCCCGCUACCAAGGUUACCAUAGUCAUCUUCAAAGGACUGGCUUGCCCCCUGAGGCCUAUGCUGCACUGGACUCGAGCAUCGGCAAAGAACAGAGUCGUGAUGGCAAAAACAGGGGAUUACCGAAGCAAGUCCAAGACCAGCAUGGGCCCGCUAGCAAGUCAGACCCCAAGCUUUCCAACCCCAGCCAGGGAGGAUUAUAUCCAGGUCCUUAUUCCUCGAUUUCCGGACGACCACCACACCUGCAGUUGGAUAACCCUCCCGGCCGUGGGGAAAGUGGUACGCCUAGUAGGGAAAAGACUCAAAACAAACCGAUGUCCAUUCAGGAACAAGAACUCAGAGCACUCGGUAAGACCACCAUGACUGCGGCCAACUUCAUAAAUGCGAUUAUUAUGCGUCAAAUUUCUUGUGAAACGGGGAUGCCAGAGACGGGCUCGCUUGUUGCCAGCAGUGCCACUGAUGCUCCACAGAAGAUGGAUUCACAUAUUCUGUACCGUCCUCCAUCUGAUGAGAGGCUGUCCCCAGGUCAGAAGCCGCCUUCUCCCUGUGUCAAAGGAAGCCAAAGGGUGGUCACCCUGGCUCAGCACAUCAGUGAGGUGAUAACGAAAGAUUACACAAGGCAGACUCAGCAGCAGCAUCAACAAAGUUAUCAUGGCUCACCCAUCCUGGACUUGACCCGUCCUCUCAGUGCCUCACAGCCCCAGCCCACAUCCCAAGAGUCUGCCCAAGUGACCCGCUAUCCUGAGGGCCUUGGGGGAGAUCGUAACAGAGACCGGUCUCCUCCUCAAUCCAAGUCUUCUCCGAUCAGUGUUUCUAAUGACUGUAUUGAACCGGUAUCUCCUGCCGGAGCCAAUUCUGAGCCUGAAAUCCAGGGAGGAGUGUCCUAUCCUAAUGAACAAGGAGAGCAAGCAAUGAGUUCCCGUUCGCCUCCUAACGCCUCUCAGCCUCCAGCUUUUUUCAGCAAGCUGACUGAGAACACCUCCGCUAUUGUGAAAUCAAAGAAGCAGGAGAUGAUCAAGAAGAUGACUGUAGUGGGAAAUGAGAGUGAUUUCAAUGCAGGUCAGCCUGGAACAGAAAUCUUCAACAUGCCAGCAUCUACAACAGCAGGAUCUGUGAGUGUCCGCAGCCACCCAACUCCAGAGACACCUGGCAGCUCCAUAGGUCUAGAGGCCAUUAUAAGAAAGGCACUCAUGGGAAAAUACAAUGAUCAGCCUGAGGAACGCUCCCCAGCCAGUGCUGCUAACCCACUCACGUCGGCUCUGCCCGUCUCUCUGAGCGGAACUGAUGGACGAAGUGAUGACAGUUUCUCACAAGGUGGUGGGAAGCCCUCAAAGUCUAGUGGUCGUUCUAAUGGGCGCAAGGCCAAGUCUCCGGGACCCGGCCUGUCAGGGGGUGAAAGGCCAUCGUCAGUGUCCUCAGUUCACUCAGAAGGAGAUUGUAACAGAAGAACACCACUGACCAACCGAGUCUGGGAGGAUAGACCUUCCUCCACAGGUUCAACGCCAACUCCCUUCCCGUGCAACCCGUUGAUCAUGCGUUUCCCCAGCGGGACGGUUUCAGUUCCCUCCCCUUCGUCCGGGCAGCCAGUCGGCCACGUGCCCGGUCAGGGACAGGGCCGCACCUGGGAGGAGGAGCCCAAGCCGCUACUCAUGUCUCAGUACGAGUCCCUGUCUGACAGCGAGUGAGCCACAAUGCCACCAUACACGCAGGUGCACAUCAGCGAAACAUCCCGCACCAUUCCACUCUGCAUUUCCUUCUUCGGUCCACAUGCUCACUCCAGGAAGAUCUGAACAACUUCUCCCUUUUUUCACACCGUGUUGGCAUCUCCUCACCGGCCUUAUCAAUUUGGGCGCGUCAACAUUCAUCGCACUCAAGUGCUUACGCUUUCUUUGAUGGAUGGGAUUCUUGACGACUUCGGUUGGUUCCCAAGUGUGGUGGCUGCUGCGCCUGCCUUAAGCGCAGCAGUCCAUCUAGCAAGAGACUCAUCUUACAUUUAUUUACGGUGUCUACACUGCUGCAAAUGCACAAGUGCAUGCAAGUGAUGGGACAAAAUGUUCUUUUUUUUCUUGUUUCAUCUUUUAAGUCACUCAAUGCAGCCUUCUGGUUGGAAAGCGAUCGCAAACGCAAAGUAUGUUUUAAUGGUGAACGUUCUAUGGUUAUACUGUAUGUGUGGUAAUGGAUAUGCAGUGACAAAUGCUUUUAGGGUUGGGAGGGAUUUGAGCACAGGAGGGUCAUAUCAUUGGUUUACAGGGUAAACAUGCUGUCUGUUGCUGAUGUCAUCAUGCAUUGGCGAGGGUCCAGAGGAAGAGCUGAGGCCUGCUGCUGUCAGGUGUCCCGUGAGACAAUUAGCCACCCGAUGGCACUCAGACAAUGGAUACUUUCUCGCUGUUUUUAUAUUAACCGCAUCUGUGUUGAUUGAACUGUUUUUGGGGAUAUUAAGCACUUAGUUGUCGGCCUGUCCAGAAGGGCAUAGUGGAGAAUCCGGUGACAAAAUGGACCUGAGAAUAGCAUGGCAGCCCGUGGUGGAAGGUCUCCCCGUCCUGUCGAACUCACCACCAGUCAUUUCCAAUAACACAAGCGACAAUCACGUGAGUGAAGGAGAAGUCGAGCUGGUCCUUCACAUUGACAAGGCGUACCUCAGUCCUUUGCAUCGUCUUCAGCUGACCUGCCAGAAUCUCAUCUUGGAGCUUUUAUUGACAGUUUGACCAUUAACCGUGUACUGCAUAGAGGAAGACCCUUGGCUUCUUGUCUUUUGUACAUUAUAAUAUAUUCUUAGUGGUAAGUGCCAUUUAUUUUACACGCACAGUACUGAAGUUACCAAGUGACGCACAAUUGGUUUUCUUUUUUUUUGGGGGGGGGGGGGUUUCCCCCCUUCCCUUGCCAGGGGUCCUAUUGUCCAUGCUGGAAAUUGUACUAACAGAGAAGCAAAUGAAAUGUCUUUGUCUGCGCGUCUGUCAGUGACACAUGAGACCCGCCGAGCUUUGAAACCACACACAGAAGCAAUCAGUCCUGCAUUCAAUGUUUUUUUCCCCCUGGCGGCUACUUGUGACAGUCUACUUCACUGCGCCUGCAUUUGGUUGGGUUCAAGAGAAAUAAUGGGAAAGGAUUUCAAAACAAACAAACAAAAAAAUUGUCAAGUUGAUCCAUUCUGUGUCAAGUGUCCAAUGUUGGAUGCCAUCAUCUGCGAGUCCGGAGUUUCCUCCAUCUUGUAGUUUAUUUGAGCACAGCGACAUCCACCUGUUGACUUGUUCUAGGACUACCUCCUCUCCCUCCUCCAUCCUGCCUGUGGAUGCUGAAGCAUGUCACGUCUGCACAAUGCUCAUCUCAGCCAUCUCCUAGGUGGAAUUGGAGUGUUUUGUCCCCAGGCGAAGACAAGUGGACUUUGUCAUUUCGCCAGAUAUUGUACAGUAUAUCUCCAUCCGCGUUUUUGUCAUGAAUCCAUCGAUGAUGUUUAAGAAUGUGACCAUAAACAGACUAAGCCAUAUCUAGCUGUUGCUUUAAACAGAUGACGGACUAAUCCAUUGAUUUUAGAGCCUAUACAGUACUAAAUUGAAUUUUAACAUGCAUCAUUUUGCCUUUGCUCACACAGUUUUGUCCACCCACCGUCUCCUUACAUCUCAAAAUACCUGAUGCGGUCCCUGGAGGGAGCGAGGGAGGGCCGGGGGCAAUGGGGAAAUAAUAACAUUGUUCAAACAUUUUGUUUAUAACGUUUUUAAUGUAAUUAUAUCCCACUGUAUAAUAGCAAGGAUUGUAUAUAAAACUAAAUAGAUGUAAAUAUUUAUGUGGCUUGCUUCUAGGUUGUUCUUACAAAAAAAAACCAACAAAAAAACACAUGGAUAAAUUCUACAUGCCCACCAGCAAGCUUUGUGGAUAGCAGUGUACAAAUGGAAAACAAAUAAGACACUGCCUUAAUGUUUAAAUAAAAAGCUUAUUGCCAUUCGGUCUCAGAAUGACUUUAUUAACAGGAAGUGUGAAGUGGACAGUCGUGCUGCAAUUGACGUCCAUGUGCCAGUAGGUGGGGUCAUAAGUCUACAUUUGCAUGUUUCGACCUUGUCACUGGCAGGUGAUUGUUUGAGACUCCCGAGAGAUUCUACCCUUGGGACAGAGUCUGCAAAAUGUUAGGCCUGGCUAACAUGUCCUGGCUCAUACUAAUUGUGAUUGAGGUUCGGGCUUUAAUGUUCUUUUCAACCGAGACCAACAGACUGCCUCUCCCAAAACUAUAUAGUGCUUUUCAUGUGCCCCCCCCCCCCACCUCUUUGCUUGACAAGUUUUUGUUGUUUUUUUCCCCUCCUUUAAUAUCCUAGUCCUGCUUUAAACAUCUCCCAACUCUAUCCUGUGCGGUCCUUGGUCUUCAUGAUGCUGUUUGCUCCCAAUUUUCUUUUGACAGACCUCUUGAGACCAUUCUGGAGCCAGGCGCAUUUAUACUGAGACUAGAUUACUGGUUACACACAGGUGGAGUCUUUUGAUCAUGAUUAGUCAUUGAGGUCAACAUUGCAUAAUUCAGAAAUUAUCAGGGAAUUCCUGUACACAGGUGGCUGAAAUCGGAGAAAAGGGAUGAAUAAUUUUGCACGCCCUCACUUUUCAAUUACUUGUCAUUUUAAAAAAUGGGAAUCGCACCAUGUUGAUGAGCACACGUACAAUUCUUUCUAUUAGUAUUUAUAACAAAGUGCAUAACUGCAGAGCAGUCUGGAAAGAAACUCCGUAUGUUGUUUUGCCAGUUAAAGAUUGAUUUUUCCAAAAUCCCAAAGUAAAUGACCCUUAGUCCAAAGUAUUGAUAUUUUUUUUAUUUCCAUGACAAUAUACAUCUUUAAAUUAGAUCAGAACAGAAACAAAAGCUGACGUACAAAAAUAUAAAGAGAAUUAUGAAGUGCCUCAAGUCCACAUAUACAUCAGGAAACUAUUUUACAUUAAUAACAAACUCAAGUGUUGGGAAAACACAGACUUGAACUCACAUGAAAGCAACAAAAUACUUGACAAGUUCACAUCUAACCAGCUCUUCUCAUCAUUCUCCUGACACUUCACUGACCAUCGACACCUGACUCGACACUCAUUUCCGCAGCUCCAUUUGGGAGUCAGGGUAACUGAUGAAACUGCCAUCUCUUUGAUCGCAACAUACUGUUCCCUCGGUUAGUCAUGGCAUGCACCACUCGUACGGCUUCCACACAACUGCAGGCUUUUUUUUUUCACGCAGCUAAACUGACGGAUCGAGGUCUAAAACUCAGUUGUGUACACAUUUGUAAAAUGAAAUGGAAGAUUAGCUGAUUUCAAUCUCUUCCACCCAGUGAUUGCAAACAAAUCCGAUUUCAGUCAAGCGGUUUUGACUUUCAGAUCCACAAUAUGAGAUGUGUUAAAAGCUCUUGACUCUGAAUUUUUGGCUUUGCCCUUUGGAGCCUGAUUUAUGAAAAUCGUAAUUAGCCGGCCAAAAAAUUGCAUUUCCACUUACUCCAACUGAUUGCACACGCUGUGAAUUCUAUGCAUCUGUCCGUCCUACAUAACAUUUCAAAUUUAGGACAGCAAACUGG
Messenger RNA from Hippocampus zosterae (dwarf seahorse), 11468 nucleotides. RefSeq names its product nuclear receptor corepressor 2 (gene ncor2). The transcript has 46 exons. Gene Ontology annotation, biological process: negative regulation of transcription by RNA polymerase II. Lineage: Eukaryota; Metazoa; Chordata; Actinopteri; Syngnathiformes; Syngnathidae. The coding region runs from base 387 to 7631 and encodes 2414 amino acids. The record is from RefSeq and is a predicted model, not a curated record. Gene Ontology annotation, molecular function: transcription corepressor activity.